This is a messenger RNA of Protobothrops mucrosquamatus (brown spotted pit viper), 2250 nucleotides long. RefSeq names its product FERM domain containing 4A (gene FRMD4A). The coding region runs from base 88 to 2250 and encodes 720 amino acids. The transcript has 11 exons. Gene Ontology annotation, cellular component: adherens junction; bicellular tight junction. Lineage: Eukaryota; Metazoa; Chordata; Lepidosauria; Squamata; Viperidae. Gene Ontology annotation, biological process: establishment of epithelial cell polarity. The record is from RefSeq and is a predicted model, not a curated record.
UCAGUGACCAGGAGGACUUUCGGACAUAGUGGAAUUGCUGUGCAUACUUGGUAUGCCUGCCCUGCCUUGAUCAAGUCCAUCUGGGCUAUGGCCAUUAGUCAACAUCAAUUUUACCUGGACAGGAAGCAGAGCAAGUCCAAAAUCCACGCGACAAGAAGCCUGAGUGAAAUUGCCAUUGACCUGACGGAAACUGGAACGCUGAAGACCUCCAAAUUAGCCAACAUGGGCAGCAAAGGGAAGAUUAUCAGCGGCAGCAGUGGGAGCCUUUUGUCAUCAGGUUCUCAAGAGUCGGACAGUUCUCAGUCUGCCAAAAAAGACAUGUUGGCCGCCUUAAAAUCCAGACAGGAAGCCCUGGAGGAGACCCUGCGGCAACGCCUGGAGGAACUGAAGAAGCUGUGUCUCCGGGAAGCGGAACUUACCGGAAAAUUGCCGAGAGAGUAUCCCCUCAACCCAGGGGAGGAGCCCCCAAUUGUGAGAAGAAGAAUUGGUACUUCUUUUAAACUGGAUGAACAGAAAAUGCUCCCCAAGGGAGAGGAAGCUGAGCUGGAACGCUUGGAAAGAGAAUUUGCCAUCCAGUCCCAGAUCACGGAAGCUGCCCGGCGCCUGGCCAGCGAACCCAAUGUCAGCAAGAAGCUGAAAAAGCAGAGGAAGACGUCCUACCUGAAUGCGCUGAAGAAGCUUCAGGAGAUUGAAAAUUCCAUCAAUGAGUACCGUAUCAGAUCCGGGAAGAAGCCCACCCAAAGAGCUUCGCUGAUCAUAGAUGAUGGGAACAUUGCCAGUGAAGAUAGCUCCCUCUCAGAUGCUGUUGUCCUGGAGGAUGAAGACUGCCCUGUUACCAGCACAAUAUCCCCUUUACAGUCACCUCACAAAGGGCUCCCUCCUCGCCCCCCCUUGCACAACAGACCUCCCCCUCCACAGUCUCUGGAGGGUCUCCGGCAAAUGCACUAUCACAGGAAUGACUAUGACAAGUCCCCCAUUAAGCCCAAGAUGUGGAGCGAGUCUUCCUUGGAUGAACCUUACGAGAAGGUGAAGAAGCGUUCUUCUCACGGCCACUCCAGUCACAAGCGGUUUCCCAGUACUGGAAGUUGUGUGGAAGGUGGAGGAAGCAACUCUCUUCAGAACAGCCCAGUGAGGAAUCUUCCCCAUUGGAACACUCAAUCCAGCAUGCCAUCGACACCAGAUCUACGGGUACGCAGUCCACAUUAUGUCCAUUCCACCAGAUCGGUGGACAUCAGCCCUACCAGACUGCAUAGUUUAGCUCAGCACUUUAGACACCGAAGUUCCAGUUUAGAAUCGCAAGGAAAGCUUCUUGGCUCGGAAAACGAAACGGGGAGCCCCGACUUCUACACCCCAAGGACUCGUAGCAGUAAUGGGUCAGACCCCAUGGAUGACUGCUCCUCCUGUACGAGCCACUCCAGCUCCGAGCAUUACUACCCGGCCCAGAUGAAUGCCAAUUACUCCACGCUGGCGGAGGACUCGCCCUCCAAAGCUCGCGAGCGCCAGAGACAGCGACACAAGUCAACUGGAAACCUCGUUUGCUCCAAUUCGGGAAGCAUGCCCAACCUGGCUGCCGGCAACGGGACCGCCCAUCACGGCGUCUACCUGCACAGCCAAAGCCAGCCUUCCUCCCAGUACAGGAUCAAAGAGUACCCGCUGUACAUCGAAGGGAGCUCGACGCCGGUGGUGGUGCGCAGCCUCGAAAACGACCAGGAGGGACACUACAGCGUGAAAGCACAGUUUAAAACGUCCAAUUCGUACACAGCGGGGGGCAUGUUUAAGGAGAACUGGCACGGGGACGAAGUGGACUCCCUCCGGUUGACUCCCUCCCGGUCUCAGAUCAUAAGGACUCCUUCGUUGGGGAGAGACGGCCACGAAAAGGGAUCGGGGAGGACUGUGGUCUCGGAUGAGCUCAGACUAUGGUACCAGCGGUCCACGGCCCCCCACAAAGACCACAGCCGGUUGUCGCACACAAGCUCCACUUCGUCGGAUAGCAGCUCCCAGUACAGUAACUCCUCUCAAAGCACCUUCGUGGCGCACAGUAAGGUAACCAGGAUGCCUCCCAUGUGCAAAGCAACGUCAGCUGCCUUACCUCACCAUCCGAGGACUUCAACCACCACAUCUAGUGAUUGUGGGUCUUUGACCCCCAGCUGUCCACACCACAUCUUAGCUUGGCAAACUGGAGAUGCCAGGGACAGCUCACCCACUAUGGAUGAGUCUCCAUCUCCAACUCAACCAAGUACUGAUGAUUAG